UACCUUCCACUUUGCCCUACUUUUAACCACCUUGAUGGCACAGCAUGGGAUUCCCUCACUGAUGAAAUUCAAUUUUGGUUGGUCCACAGCAUCACUGAGAAGCAUUCACCCAACUGGCUAUGGAGUUGGGAAUUUUUCUGGAUGGUGUUCAUUGUGGCCUUCCCUCAGUUCCCCCACAAUGUGUGGCUGACCUGGAAUCCAUUGAUCCCAAUGGAGGGUCCAUUC
Molecule: messenger RNA, 225 nt
Organism: Pisolithus orientalis
Lineage: Eukaryota; Fungi; Basidiomycota; Agaricomycetes; Boletales; Pisolithaceae
Exons: 1
Source: RefSeq, a predicted model, not a curated record